GCCCCCCAGCGCCCCGCGCUGCCACUCGCUGCUUUCCGCCACCACCACCACCCCUCGCCGGCCGCCGCCUCCCUCACCGGCCGCCGCAGCGCGCCAUAUUCUGCCCUCCUGAUCCGCCGCUCCAAACCCGCUGGGGAGAGGAGGCGGCUCCGAGGAAGAUGGGGUGGAAGGCUGCGGAGAAGCUCAUCAGGCACUGGAAGAUCCUCCGCGGUGACAACGUAAUCUCUCUCGUUCUCUACCCCCCCCCCCCCCUCCGUCCCCCCGUCCCUCUUGUUAGUCCUACUUUCUUCUCAUUGCUAGAUCCCCCAUUCCCCCUUGUUUUUCACUGCCAGGUGAUGAUCAUCAGAGGCAAGGACAAGGGGGAGACUGGGCUCAUCAAGCGGGUCAUUCGGUCGCAGAAUCGCGUCAUCGUCGAGGGCAAGAAUUUGGUUAAGAAACACAUUAAACAAGGCGAAGGGCACACAGGAGGUAUUUUCUCCAUUGAAGCUCCACUUCAUGUUUCAAAUGUCCAAGUAGUUGAUCCUGUCACUGGGAAACCAUGUAAGGUUGGACACAAGUAUUUGGAAGAUGGGACCAAAGUCAGGUUCGCUAGAGGGAUGAAUGCAUCUGGUGCUGUGAUCCCCCGGCCAGAAAUUCUGAAGGAGAGAAGAAAACCGAGACCUACAUCACCUGGACCAAAGGAUACACCAAUUGAGCUCGUGCUGGAGAAGACCUACGAUGAGAAAGCUGGGAUUGGUAUGCCUGAUCUAUAGAUGCCACGUUGGUUGUGCUGACUUUAGUAUUUGUGACCAGGUCCUAGUGAAGGUAUUAGGGGUUGGAUGAUUGUUGCAGCUGUACCGUACUUCCCUCAUAAUAAUCAUGUAUUGAAAAUCGGAAGAUCCAUUACUGGCAUGUGUGUUGUCUUUCUUUUGUCCGAGUGUUUGGUUACUUCUGCAGAAACACAUCAUUGGAUGAGAAACGGCAAACAUAUGUAUCUUCUUAAUGAGAUAUCCCGUUCUGAAAAGAGAUGGAAAUUGAACUGGCUCCCAGUGAA
This is a messenger RNA of Panicum virgatum (switchgrass), 1033 nucleotides long. Its product is annotated as 50S ribosomal protein L24-like. The transcript is spliced from 4 exons. The record is from RefSeq and is a predicted model, not a curated record. Gene Ontology annotation, cellular component: mitochondrion; ribosome. Gene Ontology annotation, molecular function: RNA binding; structural constituent of ribosome. The coding region runs from base 159 to 752 and encodes 197 amino acids. Gene Ontology annotation, biological process: translation. Lineage: Eukaryota; Viridiplantae; Streptophyta; Magnoliopsida; Poales; Poaceae.